This is a messenger RNA of Amphimedon queenslandica, 1904 nucleotides long. RefSeq lists its product as uncharacterized. The coding region runs from base 1092 to 1778 and encodes 228 amino acids. The record is from RefSeq and is a predicted model, not a curated record. Lineage: Eukaryota; Metazoa; Porifera; Demospongiae; Haplosclerida; Niphatidae. The transcript has 7 exons.
UGCGUAUUCCGUGUAAGGACAUUUCACACUUCACCCACCAUGAUUGCUCUGAUUUCUGCUGUGAUUUUUUGUUUCUUGACUGCAGCUUCAGCCCAGGAUUGCUCUCGCGAGGGUCAGUUCACUGAUAGUGCUGGCUCCUACGUUUUCACCUGGUCAGUCCAGUCAAAUUUUGAUUAUGUUGACUGCACUGUCCAAGUGAAUACAGCAGCUAACAGAUGGGUUGCAGUUGGAUUUUCUGAGGAUCGAUUAAUGCCUGAUACUGAUGUCAUUAUUGGGGCUGAUGAUGGAACUAACCGGUUUGUACAAGACAGGUGGAAUGGUCAAAGCCGGGUAGCUGGACCAUCACUUGAUCCUAUGCAGAAUAUUAUGGAUACUUCAACAACAAGGAGUGGCGAUAGGCUUACUAUUAGUUUUACCAAACCACUUAUCAGUCCUGAUAUUAGUGGUAGAGAUGAAAAUCUUACUGAAUGCCGUAAUGUUCUUUGGGCUUUUGGAGGUACAACCACCUUUGAGAAUGGCAAUGUAACUGCUCUUGGGGGCCAUUCUAAUAGAGGUGUCUUUCAAAAUCAGCUUUGCCUGUGCACAAGUGGAGCAAGCGUUGCAGCUGUUGUUUCUUUGGCCAUGAUGAUUGUAGCAGUACUCUUGGCUGCUGGGGGUAGUAUCUUUUAAUUUUUCGUAAUAUUUUAAGCCUGCAGUUGCUUCAUCACGACAAUGCUGCAUACACACGGAAACAAUUAGUUUUUAGUUUAAGUUUUGUUUUAACAACUGUAGAAUUUUCAAAUAAUAAAUUAAUAAUAAAAUUAAUUUGAAUUGUUUAACAUGUUAGCCUUCAGUUGUACUAUGUGGUACAUGCACAAUCAUAUGCGAGUUAUGCAUGCAAUCAUGUGUGAGUUGACAGCAAAAAAUGGCUCCUACAUUGCACUAGCACUAUUAUAGGCAGAAGCAUAUGCUGCAGUGAGAAGGGGUAGGGAUCCAAAUAAUCUUGAAAUAAUUAAUUAUCGCAUAAGUGGCUCACACGUAAUUUUCCACGCCCACAAUGCGUAUAUAAAUGGCGCUGCAAAGAGAUACGUUCACUCAGUCAUCCAGCAACCAUGCAAGGUCUAUUAGUUUUAGCCUUUUUGACAGUUUUUUUCGUAGCAACCAAUGCUUUGGUUAGCAACUGCACUUGUAAAGGGGAACUGUCUAUGGGAACAUAUUCCGUGUCAUGGAUGAUACGUGAUAAUAAUCGUUCUCUUGUAGACUUCAAUGUGUCUGUUAACACUGAUGCGAACACUUGGGUUGCUGUUGGCUUUUCAGAAGACAGAUUUAUGCCAAUCACUGAUGUUGCUAUUGGAGCUGACAAUGGGACAGAUAGUUUUGUUGAGGACAGAUGGAAUAAUGGUACUCGUUCUGUUGGACCAAUAUAUGAUACAGAACAAAAUUUUAUUUACACAUCAACUAGUAGAUAUAAUGAUAUGCUCACAAUCUCCUUUACACGACCUAUUGAUAGUCCUGAUGAUACACAAGACCUUGACUUGACUCAGUGCCGAUAUGUCCUUUGGGCAUAUGGAGGGAGUGUGAGCAUGUUUCCUUCUAUGAUGAGUGAUGAAGCUGCUUCUGGUUUGACACGACAUACAAUGCGUGGUGUCUUUUCUAAACAAAUUUGCCUCUGCCCUGCAAAUGAGACAUGUCCAACAGCAGCUCCACCAAGCACAGAAGCACCUACAUCUAGUGCUUUCUCAGUUGCAAAUUUUGCAAUCAUCACCUUUAUUUUUAUCUUAAUUGCUGCAAUUUUUUGAAUUGCCUGACUAAAUUGAAAUUAACUUUAAUACAUAGCUAGCUGCUAGAUAUUUAUGGAUUUUGUUUCGUAUUUUUGUUGAUUUUUUUUCAUUAAAAUAAUAGAUUUCAUCCGCAUUUCAAACUAA